AUGAUUGUGACUAGUCUUUUGGCGCUGCUCAGCAUUUUAUACUUCCCUGGAGAGUCGGUUCACGAUGAAAGACAGCAGCAGCAGACAGCUGUGCCGCAGCGGCAGCAGUUGCUGCUGCAGCAGCAGCAGCAGCAGCAGCAAUUGCUGCAGCAGCACCACCUGCAUCAGUUACAACUGCAGCAGCUGCAGCAGCACCAGCUACAACAGCAACAGCUACAGGAGCAGCAACAGCAUCAGCAGCAGCUACAGCAAGAGCAGCAGCAGCAGCAGCAGCAGCAGCAGCAGCAGCAGCUGAUCCAUCUACAGCUACAAGAGCUGCAGCAGCAGGAAAUACCUUCGCUGCAGCAGCCGCAGCAAGAGUUCGAAGCAAUGCAGCAGCAGCUGCUGCAGCUGCAGCAGCUGCUGCACCAACAGCCGCAGCAAGACCUGCAGCGGCAGCAGCUGCUGAGCACGCUAGCAGCAGCAAUAACAGCAGCACCAGUAUCGACUGGAGCACCAGCAGCAGCAGCAGCAGCAACUGCAGCAGCACCAGCAGCAGCAACUGCAGCACCAGCAGGAGCAGCAACUGCAGCACCAGCAGCAGAAACUGCAGCACCAGCAGCAACUGCUGCACCAGCAGCAGCAGCACCAGCAGCAACUGCAGCGCCAGCAGCAGCACCAGCAGCAACUGCUGCACCAGCAGCAGCAACUGCAGCAGCAAGUGCAGCAGCAACUGCUGCACCGCUGAGCACCGAUGAAGCAACAGAAGAGGAGACAGCCAAUCGAAGAGAUAAUCAACGCAGUAAGAAAACAAAAAAGAAAAAAUAA
Molecule: messenger RNA, 807 nt
Organism: Eimeria mitis
Lineage: Eukaryota; Apicomplexa; Conoidasida; Eucoccidiorida; Eimeriidae
Exons: 2
Coding region: 1-807 (268 amino acids)
Source: RefSeq, a predicted model, not a curated record